Clunio marinus is the source of this 1212-nucleotide messenger RNA. NCBI's taxonomy places the organism in Eukaryota, Metazoa, Arthropoda, Insecta, Diptera, Chironomidae. The record is from the annotation of a GenBank genome assembly.
AUGAUGCUUCUCCCAUUUCCUUUAUCUAACAAAAGAUCGAAAUCAAAUUAUAACCCUAUCGCAUUGAAUCAGCCACCAUUAUCCGGAAAUGGUUCGAAUGCUUUGAGUGGACGUCACAUUCAUCCUACACUCUCACCAGAUUCUGAUUCUGAUUCAGAUUCAGAUAUUUCAUUGGGAACUCAUUCACCAAUUCCAUCAAUGACAUCCCAACACAGUCCAAAUUCAUCGUCGGGUUUGAAUGAUCGCGAUUUGGAUCGACUUGCUGAAGAACAUCGAGAUCCACGUGGGGAAAAAGAUUAUCGAAAUUUUGCAUCGCUUCAAUCGUUUAGAUUUGGUGAACAUAUUAAUGUUGCUGGAUUUACAAAUGCUUUCAAUCGACAAUUCCUGCCGGGCUUGCCUUAUCGUUUAGGUGAUAACGCUUCUCCAACACACUCGCCACCGAUUGGCACAACCUUGUCGUCAGCACAAACAGGCACAUCUGCAACAAUGGCACAGAAUCCGCCGAAUUAUAAUUUACCUGCUGGUCUUAUUAGACCUCAACCUCAAAUGCCACAAAGUGCGGCUAUGGCCGCUAUGAUAGCUUGUGUCGCAAACGGCCAAUCAAAUGGAAGCCAACAAACUUUACUACAGCACCAUCUAAAUCAAAGUCAAUCAUCGGCUCAAGUAUCUCCAUUGCGGAUUCGUGUCAAUUCGCCUACACGCAUCAAUUCAACAUCUUCAUCACAAUCAUCGAACGAUGUCGUCAUCACAACAACAUCUGUUGGGAGUCCAACGAUUCCCGGUGCCACUCAAAUUCCACCACAAACUCAUUCAAUGAUAUUAAAUGGUGGACAUCUGGCGAGAAUGUCACACAUGAGUCAUUUGCAUCGACCUUUUGAAUCAUCGUCACCGAAACCAAAAGAAGCAUCGUGACCGACGCAAGAAGUCAAUGUCUUACGACUUGCUGAAUGUUGAAUGUAAAUAACGAGAAAGAAAUCAUUAGAAAUGUUAAAUCACUGGAAAAUUGAAGGGGAUGAUGAUCUGUUGCGUAACAUAAGAAAUUCAUUUAAAUUUCACUUCCUAAGAUAAUAAACAAUGAAAAAAUGUUAUGCAAUAUUGAAAUUAUCUCGAUUAAAAAUGCAAUUUAAACGAUGGAAAGAAAUAUUACAAAACAAACAAAAAGAAAAACAUUAUGUUAUAUUUAAUAAACAUGAAAUAAAAAUUGAAAGAAAG